Messenger RNA from Cinara cedri, 5630 nucleotides. The record is from the annotation of a GenBank genome assembly. NCBI's taxonomy places the organism in Eukaryota, Metazoa, Arthropoda, Insecta, Hemiptera, Aphididae.
AUGAGCGAACGAGUCAAUAAACCCAUAAGGGUAUGGUGCGACGGAUGGUGAGUACUCUCGAGUAAUUUAUUUUUCUCGUCCCGAAUGCUUGUCGUAGGCGUCGGAUCAUAUUGGUUUUUUCUCUUGCAUAGCUUUGACAUGGUUCAUUUCGGCCACGCCAAUUCGUUGAGACAGGCCAAAGCUUUGGGUCAUUAUCUGGUCGUCGGCAUACACACCGACGAGGAAAUCACAAAGCACAAAGGUCCGCCCGUUUUCACCGAAAAAGAGAGGUUUGUACCCGUCUAAUCAUUUCAAAUGUGUUUUCCAACUCAGUUAUUAGUAACGUAUUUCAACACAUAAUAUUAUCACACUGACUGAAAUUUGCAUUUGUUAGUUAUUCGAUGCCAAGUGGGUCGUCUCUUAGUUUAUAACUACAUUUCCUGCUUGAGGCCCAUCGGGUAGCAUAGAGUGAUAUAUAUUUUUAUGACGCAUUUUAUUGUGUUAUGAUAAUGAGAAUGCUGUAAAACAUAAAAAAAUGGAUAUGAUACUAUCGUAGACACUUAAUUUGAUUGGUUUUCUUUUUUUUUUUUUAAUGACCUGGAAUUUCAAUUAUACAUGUAGAAAUAUAGCUAAAGAAGUAUUUCUGUUUUAUAUUUAUAAGAUUCAAAAUAUAUUUAAAUUUAUGAUUUUCCAAAGAAAAUAAGAACAUUAAUCUUUUUGAAUUAGGAACCUAUACUUAAUAUUAAUAUGCAUUAUUUACCCUUUCCUUUAAAUUGUCUACAAAACAAGUUCAUAUUUAUAGUAAAUUCAGAUAAUUGUAUUUCAACAUCCUUAUUUUAACCAUGGUUAGUUAUUUAAGUUUAUGACAAAUAUUAACUGAAAUUAUUAUUAUAAUUAUAAUUAUAUUUUAUUAUAUUUUACUAGUUGGGGAUAAAUGACUAGUUGUGUUUAUCGAUUUAUUUUUUAACUGUUUGAUGUGGAUCUUUAAAAUACAAUUAUCAUUUUUUGACAAAUAAACAAUGACUAUUAUAGUAGAGUACUGUGUUUUGUGAUAACAUACUUCAUUUACUUUUUUUUAUUGAGAAUUUAAUUUUAUAUUAGCUUCUUUUUUUAAAUUUGAAUUGUCAAUUAUUUUAUAGUUAAACAAAUGAAAACGUCUAUUAAAUAUAUGAAAUAAAUUGAAUACCAUUUUAUUUUUACUAAAUCAAGUUUAAUAUUUAUCUCAGUUAUUUUUUAAAAUAAUUAUAAAUAUUUUUUUUAAAAAAGAGUUAAAAAACUUAUCUGUCAAACAAAAUUAUACUCUAGAAGGUGAUUCUUUCAAUGUCAAGCACUCAUUAUUCACAAUGUAUUGACUUUAAAAAAAAAAAUGUUUUUAACGAUUUUAUAAACAAACAGCCCUAAAAUGUUACAUUUUCAUUAUUUUUGGUCACUCUUAAUUUUGGGAGUGAAACGACUACCAAAUUUUUAAAUAGUAACUUACAUUACCAGUUUCAUGAAUAAAUAGAUUAUUAGUUUAAAUACAUUUUGGUGUUAAAAUUGUUGAUUUCCAUCAACCCGUUCAUGAGAUAUUUCAAUUUUAAAUUUGUAAUAGGGGAAAAUAGCAGAGUAUCAUUUGUGUGACUGCACAAUGUGCAGCUUUGAAUGUUGUUCCUUUACUCACCCCUACUUAAACUUAAAAAUGGAAUAUCUUGUGAAUCAGUUGAUGAAAAUCAAAAAUGUAUUUACACUAACACUCUAUUUAUUUAUGGAACUUUUGAUGUAGAUUACUAUUUGAAAAUCAAAAGUUUGUUUCUGUUCACUCUGAAACAAAGGUAAAAAUAAUGGUAUAUGUAAGAGCAGUUUGUUACUUAAAUUGUCAAAACACACAAUUUUUUUUGAACAAAUUCAAUACUUUUUUAAAUAAUGGAUGAUCAACAAUAAAAAAAAUACCUUGUAUAUAUUUUAAUAUUAAAAUAACUACUUAUUUAUUGGUUUUUAUACAAAAGAUUCAAUUUUUAUAUCUGCUUGAAUAUGUUAAUAUGUUGAAACAAAUAAUUAAAAUAACAUUACUUAUUUGGAUUGACCUAUCAUAUUUUAAUUAAUUAGUAUUUCCUAAUUGAUAUUAAUGAAAUGGAAAUAAAAAAGACUGACAUAUUUUACACAUGGGUGGGCAAUUGUUGGGUUAGGUUCAGUAGGUAGAGAAGAAAUUUAAUGUAUAUCUGUACGCAACAGUACAAAAAAUAUUCCAAGUCGGAAUUGCUUUGUCAACAAUAUAUAAUAUGUUAUAUUAUGGUAAAAUAAUUGCAUAUGCAUUAUAUAUUUUAUUUAAUAGUUGUUUAAUAUUGUUUACCUAUUUUCCCAGUUUUUCUUCGUUUUCCCCCGUUUUUUCCAAUAAAUUGGAAAAACUUCUGAGAAAAUCAAAAAAUUACCUCCCUAAGUACCUCCCCAGUCUGAAUUUCUUUUUGAAAAAGUGCUAUCAUUGAAAAUCUGAGCAAAAUUGCUGGUAGAAAAGUUGUUCACAGAACAAAAAAAAAGAAAUAAACAUUGUAAAACCAAUAUAUUCCUACCUCUACUCAGAAUCUAAAAUAUAUCCAAAUAUUGAUUUGUUAGUUAGUAUAUUUGAUAGUAGUUUAUAAUAAUUACUUAUUAAACUCAUGAAAAUAAUUUUAAUUUGUCAUUAAAUGUAUUUUAUGAACUAAAACAAAUUAAUUAAUUUUAAUAAAAUUUCAAGGUACAAAAUGGUGAAAGCAAUUAAAUGGGUUGAUGAAGUAGUAGAAGGUGCUCCUUAUGUUACAAAUCUUGAAACUUUAGAUCAACACAACUGCGAUUUCUGUGUUCAUGGAGGUAAAUAAUUAUUUUUGUUAUUAUAUUUUUAAUAAAUUUAAAUUAUUUGCCUAUGUUUUUAUUUUUGUAGAUGAUAUAACAGUCACAGCUGAUGGAGUUGACACAUAUCAUCUUGUUAAAAACGCUAACAGAUACAAGUAUGAUGGAUAACUAAUUUGUAUACAUUAUUUAACCAUAAAUAGUAUAUUAAUUUCUCAUAUUUUUAUAGGGAAGUUAAACGGACCGAAGGAAUUUCAACUACAGAUGUAGUUAGUCGUAUGUUGACAAUGACAAGGCAACAUUUCUAUAAAGGGGAUAAAGAAUAUACAGUAGAAAAAGAACAUUCCUCAAUAAUGGGUCAAGACAAAGCUGCCAGAAGUCCGUGGACAGGAUGUUCACAGUUUUUACCUACUACAAAAAAAAUUAUUCAGUUCAGUGAAGGUACAGAGCCUAAAGUAAGAAAAUUGUUUUGCUUUGAAUUCUAUUAUCUUGAAACACAUUUUAACAAAAAUAUUUUGUUAUAAUUUCAGCCUACUGAUAGGGUAGUGUAUGUUGCUGGAGCUUUCGAUAUAUUUCAUGUUGGUCAUUUAGACUUCCUAGAAAAAGCACAUAGACACGGUGAUUUUCUUAUUGUUGGUCUACACACUGAUCCGGUAGUUAAUCAAUAUAAAGGCUUCAAUUACCCCAUUAUGAAUUUACAUGAAAGAGUUUUGAGCGUUCUUGCAUGCAAAGUAAUAUUUUUUUAUAAUUUAUUAAAACCGGCAGAAGUAUUUAGUGAUUAAUUUUUUAGUAUGUAUCCGAAGUUGUAAUUGGAGCGCCAUAUAGUGUAACAGCCGAUUUAAUGAAACAUUUUCAUGUUGAUGUUGUGUGCCAUGGUAAAACGCCAGUGAAAAUGGAUGUAAAUAAUCAAGACCCAUAUGCAAUUCCAAAGGCAAUGAAUAAAUUUGUGACUGUUGAUUCAGAAAAUAAUAUGACAACAGAAAAAAUUGUCGAGCGUAUUAUAAUAAAUAGGUAAAAGAAAAUAAUAAUACCUAAAUUCCUUGGUAACAGUUUAAUUUAAUUAUUUGUAUAAGAAAUUUAAUGUUUAACUGCUCAAAACAAUUAAUUAUUGCUAACAAAAAACAAUUCUGUGGGUAUACAAGUUUAUCCAUCUAAGUGGGUACAUUCAAUAUCUCAGAAAGUAUUCUUUUUUCUAUUUUUUUUUUUCCAGAAAAUUUAAAGAAAUUUAACAUUUACAUCUUUUUUUGUUAACCUCAUUUUUGGGGGUGAAACGACUACCUACUUUUGAUUUUCAAAUGGCAAUAUAUAUUACAAAUUCCAUAAAUAGAUAGAGUAUUAGUUAAAAUUAUUAGUUGACGUUUUAAUAUCUAGUUUUCAUUAACCCUUUGAUGAGAUAUUCCACUUUAAAGGGUAGGAAGAAAGUGGUAGCACGACGUGUGACAUUCUUUUAAUGCACCACUAUUUUCCCCCGACCAAACCUUAAAACUGGAAUUUCUCUUCAACUGAUUGAUGGAAGUGAAACAUUUUAGCACCAAAAUUAAUAACUAAUACUCCAUCUAAUUAUAGAAUUUUUAAAAUAGGUUGCUAUUUGAAAAUCAAAUGUAGGUAGUCGUUUUUCACCUCCAAAAAUAGGGCAACAAAAAAAAAAAUGUAAAAGUUACAUUUUAGAGUAGCUUGUUUCUUAAAUUUUCAAAAAAACAAAUGGAAAAAGUAAAUACUUUUUAAGAUAUUGAGUGUACUUCACUUAAAUGGAUCACCUUGUAUACAUGUUAUGAAAGGCCGUAAUAUUUACGAUUUGAAAAUAAUAAAUUUCAUACAUUUACUAAUUUUUCCUGCUUUUUCUUCUGGGUUUUUUUCAUUUACUAUGAAUACCUCUGAGAAAAUCAAAAAAAGACUUCUUAAAUGUACCACCUCGGUCAAAUUUUCUUUCAGCAAUUUCUGCACUUGAAAAUUAGAGCAAAAUUUCUGUUAGGAAAGUUGUUCACAGAAAAAAAAAAAUAUAAUAUGUUGAAAACCAUAUUGUUUUAUCCUUUUGAUAAGCUAUUUUUGAAUGAGUUUAUGGUUCAGAAAUAUUUAGAACAAUAUAAACUGUAAACAUUUUUUAUAUCUUUUAAAUAAAAUAAAUUUAGCUUUUAUUUUUGUUUUACUAUGUUUUCUUUCUUUCUGUGAACAACUUUUCUACCAGUAAUUUUGCUCCGAUUGACAAUGCCACUUUUCUAAUAGGUAAUUUUACUGGAGAGGUACUUUAAGAAGAUAAUUUUUUGAUUUUCCUAGGAUUUUUCCAAAUAAAUUAGAAAAACAGAAAAAACUUUGGGAAACUCGGAAAAUAGGUAAAAAAUAUUAAAUAAAUAUUGUUAAGAAAAAUGUAUAAUGCAUAUUAUUUAAUUAUUUUACCAUAAUAUUAUAACAUAUUAUAUAUUGUUGAAAAAGCAACCGAACUUCUGAAACAUUUUUUCGUUAGCAAUGGUUAAUUUUUACAUAGAGGAUAUACGUUAAAUUCCCAUCUAAAUCCUACUUUCCUAACUUCCUACAUACAAUAGUGGCUGUAACUGUCCUUAUUAUCCUAGGACAGCUAUUGUUAUUUUUAUUCGAUUGCGAGUAGUUUAACUCAUUUUUAUUUUUUCUAGAAUGUAAUACUUGAGUGUGACAUCAUACUUGUUUUUGUUAAAAAUACUUAAACAUUAGAUUACUACGUAUUUGUAGUAUGUUUCAUUUUUAUGUUAACACGUUACUUAAGAUAUUAAUUUUAUUUUUACAGACUCGAGUUUGAAGCUAGAAACUUAAAAAAGGAAGCCAAAGAGUUGGCAAUUAUCAAAGAAAUGGAUAAAAUAAAAUUGGAAUCGUGCUAG